Messenger RNA from Fonticula alba, 3369 nucleotides. RefSeq lists its product as hypothetical. Gene Ontology annotation, biological process: mRNA 3'-end processing by stem-loop binding and cleavage. The record is from RefSeq and is a predicted model, not a curated record. Gene Ontology annotation, molecular function: RNA binding. NCBI's taxonomy places the organism in Eukaryota, Rotosphaerida, Fonticulaceae. The transcript is spliced from 12 exons. Gene Ontology annotation, cellular component: mRNA cleavage and polyadenylation specificity factor complex. Bases 1 to 3369 code for a protein of 1122 amino acids.
AUGUCCCUCACCUCGUCGAGGAUCCGGUUCACUGCCCUCCUGGGCAGUGGGCUGGGAUCGGGCCCGCUGGUCGGGGCUGAUGGCCAAAUCAAGGCCGACCCGGAUGCGCCGCAGCCGCACCCGGGGGACACCUUGUCUUCGGUGGCCAGCUUCCAGGCGCCAGGCGGGACAGUUGCCUUCGAUGGCGACGCCGGGCCGGUGUGCUUCCUCCUCGACAUUGAUGGAUACCGGAUUUUGUUGGACUGCGGCUGGACGGAUGCCUUCGAUCCGGUGGCCCUGUCGGGUCUCGCCCGAGUCGCCAAAGAUGUCGACGCGGUGAUCAUCUCCCACUCGGACGUGGCGUACCUCGGGGCAUUGCCGUACGCGCGCCGGUCGCUCGGCCUGCCGGAAGGUGUUCGACUGUUUGCCACGCUGCCUGUCGUGGCCAUGGGCAAGAUCGCCAUGUCCGCCGCACUGGAGAAUGCCCUGGGCGCGUCGGACUUUAAUCUGUUCGAUGAACGCCACGUCGAUUCGACCUUCCAGCCGAACCUGUGGCGGUCGCUGAGCUACUGCCAGACGCACCUGAUCGAUGAUCCCAAGGCCAAGGGCAUCACGGUGACCCCCUUCCCGUCGGGGCACAGCCUCGGUGGGGCCAUCUGGCUGAUCCGCAAGAAUACCGAUGCCAUCAUCUACGCCAUCAACAUCAACAAUCGCCGCGAGCUCCACCUCUCGCACGCGGACCUGACGUCCAUCUGCCCGAAGCCAGGACUGGUCAUCACCGGCUCGCACCGGAUGGACACGCUGCCGCUGAAACUGUCCGAUCGGAAUGAUGCCCUGCUCAAAUCGAUCGCCCAGACGCUUGACCGCGGAGGCAAUGUCCUGAUGCCAUGCGACUCGACCGGUCGUGUCAUCGAACUGGCCCUUUUCCUGGAGAGCAUUUGGGAGGACGAGUCGACCGAGCUCAACAAGCGCGGCUUCCGGCCGGUCCUGCUCACCCCCCAUGCGGAGCACAUUUUCCGUCUGCUACGGACCAUGAACGAAUGGGUCAGCGACGAUGAUCUCAUCCAGCGACUGAUCCAGGGCCCGGGCGCGGCCGCUGCCGCCGGCCUUGGCGCCAAGGCGUCCGGCCCAUCGCACCAGCUUCGUGAUCGUGCCCUGGCCGAGGACGCCGAGAGCAUGCUGCAGUAUGUGCGCUUUUGCCACUCGGUGGAGGAGUUCUUCGAGAAGUUCGGCACCGAGCCGUGUGUCGUGCUCACCGGGCCGGCCAGCAUCGAGUGUGGCCCCUCUCGGCACCUGUUCUCCAUGUGGUCGGGCGAUUCGCGUAACAGUGUGCUGCUCACGCAGCGCGCCUGCCGCGGGACUCUGAGCCGCUUUCUCUUUGAUGCGAUGUCCGGCCGGCCGGCCGCCGCGUCGGGCUCCGGCCCCACCGGGCAGCCGACCUUCUUGCCGGCGAUUGUCCCCCUGGCACAGCUUCCCACCCCGCCCGAUGUGACACUGACUCUGGCACACCGGGAGGCCCUGCAAGGCAGCGAGCUGACCGAGGCCAAGCGCCAGGCUCGGCGGCGACGCGCACGUGCCCAGGCGGCCGAUCGGCCUGGCAAGGCACCCGGCGGGGCCCCGGGUGAUGAGGGCGACCCGGCGGCCGGUGGGCCGGGUGUUCCUGGCGCCGCGCCGCCGGGUGGCUUGCCCGAAUCGGAGGACGACUUUUCCGACGACGAGGAGGACGACGAGGACGACCUCCUGGAUGAGGGCCCUGGCGGCGGACCCGGCGCCGAGGGCCCCGGCGGGGAAGGCCUCGACGCUGUGGGCGACUCGACCCAUGGCUCUGGCCCCGGGGCUGGCGACGAGGAUGACGAUGACGAUGAUGUGGAUGGCGGCUUCACGUACGACCUGAUGCUGGCAUCGCGCUUCCGUCGGGCCCGGUCGAUCGCCGCCGCCGCGGCCUCCCUGACAGCAUGCCGGGCGCUGGCCGGGCCGGCCGGCGGGGCCCUGGCCCCGGAAGCCUUUGCUCAAAUUGCCCGAUCGGUGGUGGACUCCAUGCGCCAUGCCGGAGUGGCGGUGGCCCUGCCGGCUGGUGGCGAUGCCGCGACCGAUCCUCUGGCACAGGGGGGCGCCGCAUCGCUCGUGGGCUUGGCCCUUCGGCCGGCCCGGCGCCAGGGCCCGCUCAUGUUCCCGAUGGACACCCGGCAGUUGGGGCGCCAGCAGCGGCGCUGGCGCGAUCCGCUGGCGGCCGCCGGCCAACGUGCGGUGGGUGGCGGCACCGGGCGCACGCGCGCCGGGCGUUGGACCGGCGGUCGAGCCACAGCCUCCGGAUCGGGCGGUGCUUUUGGCGGGGGCGGCGGCGCGGCGGGCACCGGCGGCGGUGGAUCCUCCGCCGCCGGAGCCGCCUCCAGCACAAGCGACAUGUAUGGCGAGCCCAUCCGGCCAUCGGACUACCGGCGUGCUGUGGCCCACAUCACCAUCGACGGGGCGGUCGGCGAUCGCAUGCUGAUGGAUGCCAACCGCGAGGCACUCCGGCGGAAGCAAGAAUUCCAGCGCCUGCGCGCCGAGCGCAUGGAAACCAAGGUCGUCACCUCCUCAACACAAGUCCACGUGGCAGCCUUCGUCAGCUAUGUCGACGUGGAGGGCUUGGCCGAUGGCCAGUCGGUGGUUCAGCUGCUGGAGUCUGUUGACGCCCAGCGCAUGAUUUUCAUCAACGGUAUCAUUCCCAAGUCGCGCUGGCUGCAACUGCAGCUGGAGGAGGAGCACCCGCAAGUGCAGUUCAUCCUACCGGCGGCCCGGCUGGCCGACCCGAGCGUGCAGCAGGCUAUCGAGGCGGCCCGCCGGCCUCCGACCACGGACACCCCCUUCGUCGCCCUCAGCGACCCGCUGCUGCACCUGGGCCUGGACCUGAUCGACGUGUCGUCCACUACCCGGGUGGUGACAGUCUCCUUCUCGGACCGCCUGGUUCGGAGCCUCAGCCCGAAGACCUUCGACAACUGCGAGUUCAGCCUGGUUCGGGCACAGGUCAACCGCGGGGGCUUCCUGCACCUGGAGCCGCUGGUCGAGACGGUCAAUGCGCAGGCGGCCAAACGCGCGACCGGGACCGACGCCGGCGCCCAUGUGCCGGCCGGCGACCGUCCGGGCCUGGCCCUGGCCAGCACCUCGCGGCAUGUGCUCAGUGUGGGCGAUGUGCGCAUGGCCGAGCUGCGCGUCCUGCUGGAGAGCGAGAUCGGCAUUCGCUCACGGCUGGAGGCCGGUGUGCUGGUGUGCCGUGCCGCCACGUCCGGGCGCAAGAUCACCAUCUCUCGGAAUCCCACCACCGGGGCCCUUUCCAUGCAGGGGCCGCUCAGCCCGCUGUACUUCAAGGUCCGGCAACUUGUCUACCGGAACUACGUGGUCCUUGGCUAG